This is a messenger RNA of Apis dorsata (giant honeybee), 2729 nucleotides long. RefSeq lists its product as uncharacterized. Gene Ontology annotation, molecular function: ubiquitin protein ligase activity. The record is from RefSeq and is a predicted model, not a curated record. NCBI's taxonomy places the organism in Eukaryota, Metazoa, Arthropoda, Insecta, Hymenoptera, Apidae. The transcript is spliced from 13 exons. The coding region runs from base 450 to 2342 and encodes 630 amino acids.
UAAAUAUUACAUUCAUUUAAAAAAUUAAUAUUAUUUAUAUAAAUUUUAAAUUUAUAUUACAAUAAUUGGUAAAGAAUGUGAUAACAAUUUUAUAAGGAAAGGUAGCAUGCUGCAUAAUCAACAGAGGUCACCAAAAAUCGAACGUAGUUAAUGAAAGUUACGAUUGAUGGUAUCAUAGUUGCCAAAUGUAGAUUACCGAAAGAAAGUCUAUAUAAAUCCUUUUUCGAUUUUAUUGUUAUUACUGACAUAAGAAUUUAAUUAUACACAAAUUUUCAUAUGGAUCAAAUAGUUUAUUAAAAUUCGAAGUGAUCUAAUUACAAAGUUAAUAUUGACGUGCAUAGAUACAACGACAUAAAUGACAGUGAUAUAUAAAAAAUAAAUAUCUUGAUAAAAAUGAUGUGGUAAAGAGAGCCUUAUCGUUUUACAAAACCAUCGAAGGAAUUGCAAGGAUGGAAGAAAGCACAAGUUCUGAAAAUGUUUGGUGCAAAACUAAAGCAAAUGAACAAAAUAAUUUAUAUCAUCCAGAAUCCAUAACUCAGUCUAUGGAAGCAAAUUCCACUUCUUUAGCAGAUAUAUUUGAUACAGCAUUUUCAUCUACAGUUGAUCCUUCUCCACAACCAAGAUUUAAUUCAGCCAAUGACAUGGAAUAUGAUCACUUAUUUGCAGAAAGUGAUGUAGAAGAUUUAGAUGUGGUACCUAUUAAUCCUUAUGUAAAUCCUUCUCAUCAUUCUGCUUCAAACAAUAAUUUUGUAUUUGGGACAUAUUUACACGGGCCUGAAACAACAGGAAUUUUACACGAACGUGAUCCUCCAGUAAAACAUAAAAGUAAAAGAAGUGAAGAACGAUCAUUGGAUUAUCAAUCAUCUGAUAAUUUGGAUGUAGCUGGACCAUCUAGAUUGUCAGAUGAAACUUCUAACAAAGUCAUGCAGAAUAUGGAGAAUGACAGUGCCAAUGAAGUUAAUACUUUGUAUCAUUCAGUUUUGCCAAAUACAAUUAAUUCUCAACAACAUUCUACACAUUCAACAAGAAAUGAUGAUACACCAUCAGCGCCUGAUUUACAAUUAGAUUGGUCCUCAAGUAGUGAUGAUGCUACUAGUAGUGAUGAUGAAGAUGGUUCGGUUGAAGUUCUUGUUUCAGUAAAUCAUAAUAAUAAUAAGCAGAAUUCUGUGCAAAAUAAUGAAGAAAAUAAUCGUCCAGUAACUGUAGUUGAUUUGACUGUAGAAUCAGAUGAAGAACAUGCUCCACCAACCCCAACAACUUCGGUUGUAAGUCCAGGAACAACGGAUUAUGUACAUAGUGGGAACAAUACUUAUUGCAUGCAUAGUCCACCAGACUAUGUGUAUCAUGGCCGAUGUAUGCAUCAUAAUUAUAGAAUUCCAAUUCCUGUUAUACCUGUAAGAUACAGUCAAUUACCAGAUGCUUCUACAGGAAUGUUAAGACCACGUAUGCAUCCUGUGCAAGAGAGAUUAUGGAGGAUGCAACAACGUGUACAAGAAGUACAUAGGCGGAGUCUUCAUCCAAGAUUCUCGACACAUCAUAGUAGUACUACAUCAUGCAAUCCACAUGUUCAUCAAGCAAAUCAACAUACGUGUAAUAAUGGAAAUCCUAAUCCUGCAAAUAAUCGUUGCAAUGGUUCGGAAAAUAUGACAUUUGCAGAAAAUUAUUUUCCUCCUCCAAUUUUACCACCACCACAACAACCUACUGUUUAUAGUCAUCCAGAAGCUAGGAGACCACCAAAUGUUAGCCCAUCAUGUCCAGCACAAUCUGUGAUGGAAAAUUCUUUGAAUGGUGUAGAAAUGGAACCAACACCACCAGUUAUGCUGCCUUCAAUGCCAGUUCAUCCUUAUGUACCUCAUAUGUAUCAUCAUUAUGGUCCUCAUCGAAGGCCACCUGGUCCACAACAUAGACACCAUAUUCAUAUUAAUUGGUUGCAACAUCUUCAUUUGCAAGGAUCUGAUGCUCAUGAUACAAUGCCAUUUUCAUCUUUUGGUUUGCUACAUCCAGCACGUCCAAUGUCGGCGCAACUUGAAAAUUAUAUGCGUCUUGUUAAUUUACGGCAUAUGGCUCAUAUUAAUUGUGGAGCAACACAAGAAUCAAUUGAAAAUCACACAUUCCGUUAUAAAUAUAAACGGGAGAAAAAAAUUGAAAAUGAAGAUUCUAUUGAAAAAUGUACUAUAUGUUUAUCUGAAUUUGAAGACUGUGAAAGUGUCAGGAGGCUUCCAUGCAUGCAUUUAUUUCAUAUAGACUGUGUCGAUCAGUGGUUAUGUACUAAUAAACGCUGUCCUAUAUGUCGAGUGGAUAUCGAAACUUUUCUACACAAGGAGCUUGAAAGCACUGCGUAGUUUAAGGUCGAUUUUAAUAAUUUGUUUUUGUUUUUAAGUAUAAUCAGAUAAUAUUCGCAUCUAAAUAUUUUAAAAGAUCCUAUUCAUGAGUAAACCUUUUUCUGACACUGCUAUGAAUGUUGAUGUAAAAAAUUUUACUGUGAAUAAUCAAAAUAUUGAUAAUGGAAUAGAACUAAGUUCCUGAAAUUGUAGGAGAGGUUUGUCUUGAUUUAUUAUCUUUGCAUCCAUGAAUCAUGGAUAUUAAUAGUGUACAUAAAAAUGUUAGGUUUGUUUAUUAUGCGUUAUUAUAUUAAUAAAACAUGUAUUUUGUCUGAUAAUUUAUCUUGUAUGUAAUAUUUCGGAUAAUAACAAAUUGUUAGAUUAUAUGAAACAUAUGAAGUGAUAUAA